Paramuricea clavata is the source of this 564-nucleotide messenger RNA. NCBI's taxonomy places the organism in Eukaryota, Metazoa, Cnidaria, Anthozoa, Malacalcyonacea, Plexauridae. The record is from the annotation of a GenBank genome assembly.
AUGAAACCAAUUGACAUUGUUCCUGUGCCAUUUUACAUGAUAGGAGUAGAUCUUAUUGGUCCUUUGAAGUUAACACGUCAGGGAAACAAGUAUAUCCUUUCCAUUAUUGACUAUUAUACGAAGUAUGCAGAAGCAAUAGCUCUUCCUAAUCAAGAGGCGGAGACAGUAGUUCGGGCUUUGGAACAAGUGUUUGCCAGGCAUGGAAUGCCUUCAGUUUUGCUCACGGGCCAGAGCCGUAAUUUUGAAUCUCAUCUAGUAGCAAGUAUGUGUCAGUUGUUUGGGAUAGAAAAGAGGAGAACUACCGCUUAUCACCCACAGACAGAUGGACUAUGCGAGCAUUUCAAUGGAAUUCUAAAGACUCUCCUUCGAAUGUGGGUUAACAAUGAUAAGGACGAUUGGGAUGAGCAACUGCCUCAUGCUUUACUAGCGUAUCGAGUUAGCAAGCAGUCUUCUACCGGAGCAACACAAUUUGAAAUGUUGUAUGGAAGAGAUCCCAGAUUGCCUCUGGGAGUAGAACCUGAAGAACUAGAAACCAAACCGACUCAUGGCCCGCCAAGUACCUAG